AAAAACUUUUGUCAAAAAUCUGGUUCGAGAAGUCUACGGACAUAAAUGAUAAUAUAGCGGUAAAAUGCACCGUUCUAAUAACAUAAUUCGUCCCCUAAUUAAUUCAACAAGGAAGUCACGAUAUUUAAUAAGGGGUAGAAGUCAUUUUGCCCGAUCAUCAAUUGUAGUUGCAGCAGUAGAUUCUAAAAUAAUCAAUCUUGCUCCGAAGAAAACAUACGAGCAAACAUGCUUUGAAAGAAUUCAAAAACGUCUCUAUUCAAAUGAUACCUUGCCACCCCAUUUUAAGGUUAAUCUUCCAGCCUUAUCUCCAACUAUGGAGAUGGGAUCCAUUGUUUCUUGGUCCAAGAAGGAAGGAGAUUCAAUAUCAGAAGGGGAUUUGCUUACUGAAAUCGAAACAGACAAGGCUACAAUGGGAUUAGAAACACCAGAGGAAGGCUAUCUUGCUAAGAUUUUUAUACCUAGCGGAGUCAGAGAUGUUCCAGUUGGAAAACUAUUAUGUAUUAUCGUUCCCGACGAGAGUAGCUUGGAAGCUUUUAAAAAUUAUACUGCAGAGGAUCUUGAAGGUGACUCUCAGGCCCCUGAUGCUACCACUGCUGAUACUUCAGCUGAAAAUUCAGAAACUUCUGCAACGUCGGCUAACUACCCCAACCAUAUGAAAGUUGAAUUACCGGCUCUGUCUCCCACAAUGGAAACUGGAACAUUGACCAGUUGGUCAAAAGAGGUUGGAGAUGAAUUGUCAGAGGGAGAUGUUCUAGCUCAAAUAGAAACAGAUAAAGCAACAAUGGAAUUUGAAACUCCACAUGAAGGCUAUCUAGCUAAAAUCCUAAUUGAAUCUGGUACAAAAGAUGUAAAAUUAGGAGAAAUACUUUGUAUCAUUGUUGAAAAUAAGGAUGACAUCGAUGCCUUCAAGGACUAUACAACGCCAAGCAAAUCAAAGAAACAACCGCAAUCAUCUAAACCUUUCACUGUAUCCCAAACUUCUUCUCCACCCGUAUCAUCAUUUCAAGAGCAGGCCCAAAAAUAUGCUCCCCCAAAAACACAAGCUAGUAUUUCCCCAACACCCAGAACAGGAGAACGGAUUUUCGUCUCGCCAUAUGCCAAGAAACUGGCAGCUGAAAAGUCAAUUGAUUUAAGGACUGUACAAGGAACUGGUCCAGCAGGUAGAAUUAUUGCACAAGAUAUUAUUAAUUAUCAACCAUCCAGCCCUUCUGCUUAUCCUCACACAAUUUCGGCUGCACCUGGCGUUGAUUCGAUUGAUAUUCCUCUGUCGAAUAUGAGAAAAACCAUCGCGAAACGACUUAUCCAGAGCAAAACUACCAUACCCCAUUAUUAUUUAUCAAGAACAAUAACCUUGGAUGCCAUAAUGCAAGCUCGAAAGGAUAUUAAUUCUCAUUUAGAAUCGAGUGGAAAUAAAGUCUCGCUCAAUGAUAUGAUUAUUAAGGCUGUAGCUUUUGCUUGUAAACAAGUUCCCGAAGCUAAUUCUGCUUGGCAUGAUACCUUUAUAAGGCGUCAUAAUCGAGUUGACGUAAGCGUUGCAGUCGCAACGCCAGAAGGACUGAUAACCCCUAUAGUAUUUGCUGCUUGUACAAAAUCAGUGGCUGAUAUUGCAAAUAACGUUCGAGAAUUAGCAAAUAAGGCGAAAGAAAACAAGCUGGUACCGGAAGAAUAUCAAGGUGGAACUAUAACAGUCUCAAAUUUGGGUAUGUUUGGAAUUACCAACUUCUCCGCUAUUAUAAACCCCCCUCAAAGUUGUAUAUUAGCUGUUGGGUCGGGAGUGAAAGCAGUUGUACCCGCAGAUAAUGACAAAGGAUACAAAACCGUUCAACAGAUGCAAGUCACGUUAAGCUGUGACCAUAGAGUUGUCGAUGGAGCUAUUGGAGCCCAAUGGUUAGAUGCCUUUUCGAAAGCAAUCGAAAAACCGUCUCUUCUCUUGAUUUAA
Molecule: messenger RNA, 1939 nt
Organism: Dimorphilus gyrociliatus
Lineage: Eukaryota; Metazoa; Annelida; Polychaeta; Dinophilidae
Source: the annotation of a GenBank genome assembly